ACGGUGCGACGCUGUCGGCAACGUUGUUUGUCAACGUCACUCACUCAAUCCUACAAACAUGGCGUCUGCCGGCUUGUUGGCCAUCGAGCACAUGCAGAAGUAUGUCAGCCCAGUCAACCCGGCGGUGUACCCACACCUCACGCUGGUGCUCAUGGGCAUCGGUCUUUUCUUCAUGGCCUGGUUCUUUGUCUAUGAAGUGACAUCAACCAAGUUCACGCGAGACCUCUUCAAGGAGCUGGUCAUCUCACUGGUGGCUGCUGUGUUCUUGGGCUUCGGCAUCCUGUUCCUGCUGCUCUGGGUCGGGAUAUACGUCUAGGAGGGCUGUGGGGCAAGCGCUGUGCUCUUGGGGGGAACCGGAACAUCAGGUGGCAGGUGGUUCGUUCGUUGGAUGGCAUGAAGGGGGCAUCAACUGAAAUAUCUUGUCAAUCACAAGCCAUGUGAAGUCUGACUGCUGUACAGUUAUCUUCAUUUUUUGUUUAGUAAACAAGUUUUGUCUCAAUG
Ixodes scapularis (black-legged tick) is the source of this 501-nucleotide messenger RNA. It is a transcript of the gene kud, whose product is annotated as transmembrane protein 258. The record is from RefSeq and is a predicted model, not a curated record. Gene Ontology annotation, biological process: protein N-linked glycosylation. The transcript has 4 exons. Gene Ontology annotation, cellular component: membrane-bounded organelle. NCBI's taxonomy places the organism in Eukaryota, Metazoa, Arthropoda, Arachnida, Ixodida, Ixodidae. The coding region runs from base 59 to 316 and encodes 85 amino acids.